AUAUACCUACAGAAUCAAACCAAAUAAGUUGAAAGCAGCACACACAGGAUCUUAUCCACAAGUCCAGAAAGCCUGGGGUGCAUUUUCCACACCCUCUUGUGGAAGGAAUUACACAAAAGCAGCAUGGCCCUAGAGAGCUGUAUACGAGUAACCACAGUAGGCACAACCAGACCCCAAUGCCUUUCUCCAAUCUUUUCAACUUCAAGGGAAAAGCUUGUUUUCCCAACUCACACAGGAUUCAAGAAAUCCAUGCAAAACUCAACAAGAUCAUACCCAUCUCUCUACACAACCGGUGGUGCCUACAGAAAAUCCCGUUUUAUUUGCAAUGCUCGUGAAGCAGUAAAUGAAGUUCAAGUAGUGACUGACUCGAGCUGGAAUGACCUUGUCAUUGCAAGUGAAACCCCUGUGCUGGUAGAUUUUUGGGCACCAUGGUGUGGUCCAUGCAGGAUGAUAGCACCUAUUAUUGAUGAGUUAGCGAAAGAAUAUGCUGGAAAAAUUGCAUGCUACAAGCUUAACACGGAUGAUUGUCCAACUAUAGCAACACAGUAUGGCAUCAGAAGCAUACCAACAGUUCUAUUCUUCAAGAAUGGAGAGAAAAAAGAAAGCGUUAUUGGUGCAGUUCCCAAAUCUACUUUGACCGCAACGGUGGAAAAAUAUGUCGAUAUAUGAAAUGAGAAAAAUGAUAAAUAAGGUCAUGCAUUAUUACAGUGCCAAAAAUGAAAGGACUGGAAUGGGAGAAAUGAGAAUAGUGACAUUGCCAAUUUUCAUUUUCUUCCAUUCUUUUCCAUGCCCAAUAAGGCAAGUGGUAGUAUUUUUAAGUUAAAGACCGUCUUUCCAUCAAUGAUUUCAACACUUCAAAUAAUGCUUCGUAGUUCGCACCCUUCUUUUUUCAAUUUGUAAAGGUUGCAUUGGAUAAACAGACAGACUUCAUUCAAUGUUUGAAUGUGGAUUACUUCCGUCA
Molecule: messenger RNA, 961 nt
Organism: Gastrolobium bilobum
Lineage: Eukaryota; Viridiplantae; Streptophyta; Magnoliopsida; Fabales; Fabaceae
Product: thioredoxin M-type, chloroplastic-like
Exons: 2
Coding region: 124-669 (181 amino acids)
Cellular component (GO): cytoplasm
Molecular function (GO): oxidoreductase activity, acting on a sulfur group of donors, disulfide as acceptor; protein-disulfide reductase activity
Source: RefSeq, a predicted model, not a curated record